Messenger RNA from Nymphalis io (European peacock), 639 nucleotides. Its product is annotated as chorion class B protein PC10-like. Bases 71 to 595 code for a protein of 174 amino acids. Lineage: Eukaryota; Metazoa; Arthropoda; Insecta; Lepidoptera; Nymphalidae. The record is from RefSeq and is a predicted model, not a curated record. Gene Ontology annotation, molecular function: structural constituent of egg chorion. Gene Ontology annotation, biological process: multicellular organism development; chorion-containing eggshell formation. The transcript has 2 exons. Gene Ontology annotation, cellular component: egg chorion.
GAUGCUUUCAGUAUAAAAACCAGUUCGUAGACAUCUGAAACAUUAUCAAGUUUGUAUUCAAACGGUAAACAUGUUCAAGGCUGUACUUUUGGUCUGCGCUCAGGCGCUCUUCAUCCAGUCCAUCGCUGGACAAUGCAUCGGAGCUGGAUGGGGCGCUCCUUUAGCCGCUGCUCCUUACGGUCUCGCCGGUCCUUUUACUGGUACCUGUGGCUGCGGAGUUGCCGCUCCUGCCUCUAGCGGUGGCGGUCUCGGUGUCGCCAGUGCUUCUCCUAUCCCACCGAACGGAGUAUCUGUGCUCUCAGAAAACGCUAUUGAAGGAGCUCUCGCAGUCACCGGUGCUCUGCCUUUCUUGGGAACCGUCGCUCUAGAAGGUGUUCUGCCAACUGCUGGUGCUGGUGCUGUCAACUAUGGUUGUGGCAACGGAGCCGUCGCCAUUGUGGAGGAACUCGCUCCCGCUGGUAUUGCUGGCCCACUCGGCUAUGGCCUUGGUCCUUAUGGUGCUAUUGACGGUUUCGGCUACGGUGGUUUCGGCUACGGCGUCGGAUCUCUCGCUGGCCCUUACCACGCUGGUUGCGGCUGUGGUGCCCUUAUCUAAACAAAAAAUACCGCUUCAAUGAAUUUCAACUCAUAUCAUAAUAA